AAAGUUUUCGUGAUACAAAAAAAUAUUUCCUUAUUGCAAAAUUAUAUGUCAGAAAUUUGCUGAACCCCCCCCCCCCCCCCUUUUCUCUGUCAUCACAAUGUGUCACAAAAUCCUAGACCUCUUCCCCAUAAAUCUCGAACGUCGUAAAUGAACAACCACUAAGGGUUCAUUUUAAAGAAAAUAAUUCCAUUUCCUUUCCCUAAGCUUGUCCAAAAAGUUCAUAGCCACAUCCCUCCCGUAAAUAAUAUGACCCUGCUUGAUAUUGUGUUUAAAAAGUUGCAAUCCUCAUUGAAUUUUAUCACGGCUAUUUGUUUACUUCUGUAAGUGGCAAUCAAGUGACAUUCAUUAAUUUGUAACUAAAUGAUUUGCUAUAAUUGGCACUUACAAAUAAAUUUCUUUUAAAAUAUCAGUGAAGUGCUUUAGAUUGCUUCGCUUACCGUGUAUUUAUCAAUAAUCAGAUGCAACGCAUGUGAUAAAUCCUAUAAACUUAACGAGACUACGCGUUACUUCUGUAUAUUCCUACAGUAUUCAUUUAAGUUUAUUCUUUAUUAGUCCAUUGUUAGCGCUUAAUUGAACUAAAAUACGAUAAAAGUGACAAAGCCAUUUUAAUAAGAAGUGAUUUAUUAACAAGAUUCUCAUAAUUUUUAAGUCAAUCAAAAAAGAAGGCAAAUUAUUAAAAUAAGGCAUAUAAAAAUCACUGUGAUUUCCAUUCAAUUUUUAAUACAGAAAAAGAUCUCGUCCAUAUAGUUCAUAUGCUGAUUAAAAAUUACAAAAAGGUGUAUAAAAAAUUAAUUUUUAUUGCUUAAAAAUUUAAUUAUGAAUUACGAUGCAGUUUUAGAUGAAAUUGGCAGUUUUGGAAAGUUUCAAGUGAAAAUUUUAUUAUGGAUAUGCUUUCCAGUACUUUAUGGAGCAGCAAAUGCUGUAUCAUAUGUUUUUAUUGCUCGAACGCCGCCUUAUAGAUGCUUUGUUGAUCAAUGUGAACAGUUUGAUAGUGCAAAAUAUAAUCAAGAUUGGCUACAGUAUGCGGUGCCGGGUUCAAUAUCAAAUGGACAAUUCGUACCUGAAGGAUGUUACAAAUACAAUUUCAAUGAUACAGGAUUAAUUGGAAAUAAUACUUGCGUCGCUGAUUUGUUUAGUAAACAGAGACAAAAGUGCGAUAGCUGGAUAUUUGAUGAAAAUGAAGUUACAAUGAUAAAUGAUUGGCCCAGCGAAAUGACAUGCACAGAAAAUGAAUGGAAGCUCGCACUUAUUGGAACUGCGAAUUUCGCUGGCGUGAUGCUUGGAUCCGCAAUAUUUGGGUUUCUCGCUGAUAUGUAUGGACGUCGAACGGUUUUCAUCGGUUCAUUAGCUUUUAUGUCAUUAACUGGAAUUGGCCAGGCAGUGUCGAAUUCUUACAUGAUGCUGCUCAUAUUUACACUUCUAAAUGCUGCAGGAACAGCUGGAAUAUACUUUUCUGUAUUCGUAUUAAUAAUUGAAAUGCUGCAUAAAAGUAAGCGCGAGAUGUCUUCAGUCUUGCUUAAUUAUUUCUUUGCUAUUGGUGGAGCCUUAGUUGGGAUAACUGCAUAUUUUGAAAGAAAUUGGAGAAAUUUGACAUUGUGGAUAGCAGCUCCACCUAUUAUUUUUGUAGUCGAUUACUGGCUCAUUCCUGAAUCUGCAUGCUGGCUGAUUGCUAAUAAAUACUACAGCAAAGCAUUUAAAAUAAUUCAAAAAGCAGCCAAAGACAAUAAGAAAGAACUUUCAUCAAGUAUCGUGAGUCAAUUUAAAGGAACGAAUAUUGACAUUAAUAUAUCUUCAGACUCAAUAAGCCAAUUAUCACAGUCUGAAAACAGUUUUAAAACAAAUUACGUUGCUAUUUUAAAAUCUAGAAAAUUAGUGCUUCGAAUUCUUGCUUUAUUUUUCAUAUGGGGAACUAAUUCACUCGUGUUUUAUGGACUUUCACUUUACUCCGUCAGUUUGAGUGGAAACAUUUAUUUAAACUUUAUGUAUGUAAGUUUGGCUGAGAUUCCUGGAAUCACAAUUGCUUGGCUUUCAAUGAAUAAAAUUGGCCGGAGAAGUCCAUUAAUACUGUCAUUAAUGGUUUGUGGCAUUUGUAGUUUUAUUGGAGCAGCUGUCAGCGAAGAGCUAGGAUGGCUUAAAAUUUCUAUGUUUCUGAUCAGUAAAAUGGCAAUUUCAACAUCUUUUACGAUCACUUCUGUUUAUACGGCUGAAAUGAUGCCCACAAACAUCCGUAGUGGCUGUGUUGGUACCUUUUCAACAGUCGCACGUCUUACAUCGCUUCUAGCUCCAUUUAUUCCACUUCUUAAGAACUUCCACGACUCUCUGCCAUUGUCCGUUUUUGGAACAUUUUCAUUAGCGUCUGGACUGAUGUCAAUGCUACUUCCCGAGACUCUAGGAUCAAAUUUACCAGAUACUGUUCAAGAGGCUGAAAAUAUUGGGACGUGAUGCUGUUACUUAUUUUUUAAUGACUUUUUUAUUGUAUUUAUUAAGUUGUAUUUGUACCCGCACAACAAUUAAACACACCCUAAAUGUCGUACGAUUUUUUAAGUGACAAAAAUAAAAAUAUUUGAUCACAUUUUAUCAAUUUGUUGUUUUGUACGCAUUGAUUGGCUUUAUUGUUCCAAUUAAUUUAAUUCCUUUUGAUUUGUGUACCAAUAAAAUAAUAAAAAAUCUAGAUUUUGUCAUUAAACAUAAAACAGUUAGUGUCGGGUCUGCUUUGAUAGUGGAAAGCCUUGUUUUCAAAUAAUAAAUAAACAGAUUUAAUAUUAUCAGUGAAUAAGUUUAUUUUUAGCAACAAGCGUAUUUCACAUUGAGUAGGUAGGAUUUAAAAAAUGGUUAUUUUUAACUUUUGUCGGGAAAUUAAAACAAAAUAAUAAAUUAAACUGUGCUACAUUUUUCGUUGAGACUAUUUGGCACUUAAGUCUGCUUGACAUCGAUUUUCAUGUGCUAAUUUGAUGAGUGUUUAAAAAUGAAUCUUUUGAUACUCAAAGACCCAAAAAAAUAUCCUAGAAUUUUUUUAGAAUAUCACACAGAUGUAGAUACCUGCAUUCUAAUUGCUUUGCAUCAUUAAUUAAAAUACUUUAUGUAAUGGUCACUAAAUUCAUUGAGUCAUCAACAAAAUAUUCAACUUCUUCUUUUUCAAAGAACUCGCAAGUUGACCUUCGAAGCUACCUCAAAAAGCUAUCAAAUUAACAUCCAAUAAUUCCUACGCACUUAAAUUUAACACAAUCAUCCUAAUAACUUUAUAAUCUUCAAGCUUAAUUAGUAAAUUUUCUUCAAAUUAUUGUAUCGCUUAAGGCAUAAUCUUAGAGACUGAAC
This is a messenger RNA of Chironomus riparius, 3315 nucleotides long. The record is from the annotation of a GenBank genome assembly. NCBI's taxonomy places the organism in Eukaryota, Metazoa, Arthropoda, Insecta, Diptera, Chironomidae.